Daucus carota subsp. sativus is the source of this 1697-nucleotide messenger RNA. RefSeq names its product proteasome subunit alpha type-1-B. The coding region runs from base 151 to 981 and encodes 276 amino acids. Gene Ontology annotation, biological process: ubiquitin-dependent protein catabolic process; proteasomal protein catabolic process. NCBI's taxonomy places the organism in Eukaryota, Viridiplantae, Streptophyta, Magnoliopsida, Apiales, Apiaceae. The transcript is spliced from 2 exons. The record is from RefSeq and is a predicted model, not a curated record. Gene Ontology annotation, cellular component: proteasome core complex, alpha-subunit complex; proteasome core complex.
AUUGAACUUUUACAAGUCAGAGCGCACAUUAACUCCUGGCUUGAGCAGAAAGAAAAGCAGAAAACUCCCCCUACAUUUACACACAAAACCCACUCAACACACCACCCAAACAAACCACCGUAAUCAAACCUCCAAAACGACGCCGUAACGAUGUUCCGCAACCAAUACGACACCGACGUGACGACCUGGAGCCCGGCCGGCCGCUUAUUCCAAGUCGAAUACGCAAUGGAGGCGGUGAAACAAGGCUCCGCCGCAAUCGGUCUCCGAUCCAAGUCUCACGUGGUUCUGGCCUGCGUUAACAAGUCUAAUUCCGAGCUCUCUUCUCAUCAGAAGAAGAUCUUCAAGGCCGACGAUCAUAUCGGCGUGGCUAUCGCGGGCCUCACUGCUGAUGGACGCGUGUUGUCUCGGUAUAUGAGAUCUGAAUGUAUCAAUUAUAGUUACUCUUAUGAGUCUCCUCUCCCUGUUGGUCGCCUCGUUGUUCAGCUCGCCGAUAAGGCUCAGGUUUGCACUCAACGCUCAUGGAAACGGCCUUAUGGUGUUGGUCUUCUGGUAGCGGGUUUGGAUGAAUCCGGGGCCCAUCUUUACUACAAUUGCCCAAGUGGUAAUUAUUUUGAGUAUCAAGCUUUCGCUAUUGGCUCUCGCUCACAAGCUGCAAAGACAUACUUGGAGCGCAAAUUUGAGAGUUUCAGUACCUCUUCCCGAGAAAAUCUAUUAAAGGAUGCACUAUUUGCGAUAAGGGAAACAUUGCAAGGAGAAAGGCUUACAAGCUCCAUAUGUACAGUGGCUGUGCUAGGUGUAGGAGAAGCAUUCCAGAUAUUGGAUCAAAAAACUGUACAAGCUCUAAUUGAUGCUUUUGAGAUAGCAGGAGAAGAAGCUCCUGCUGCCGAGGGUGAUGCUCCAGACCAAAGUGCAGCUGGAUCAGGUCCUACUACUGACCAGGGACCACCAGCUGAGCCAGAUGUAGCUCCUAUGGAAACUUGAGGAUGUAAAAGUAAAAUUACAAUCUGUUUAAACAUUGUUCUAGAAUGAGACCUAAAAAAAUAUGUGGUGCUUGAUUAUGGUACUUGAUUAGUCAAGUUGUCUUCCACCAUAAUACAUGCAUGUGGUGUUGUGUAGUCUUGUUGCUGCUCCAGUUCCGUGUUGCUACUGCUGAAUAUGCUUACAGACUUGCAGUGUAAGCAGUAUUAACAAAACGUGCAACAUCCUUGGCAACAAUUUUGGAUCUAGACAGCAAUGUUUGGUAAUAGAGUAGACUUAUAGUCAUACAUACAAAGUAUGGUAAUUGAUAUUUCAAAAGGUCUUCAUAGUAGAUGAAAAGAGCAGAACGUAAGAGAAGUUGGAAGUUGAACAAAGGACCCAAGUGUUUUAUUGCAUGUAAACCAGAACAUGAACAUCAAUUUGGUUUUGCUACACUACAAAAUGGCUCAAAAGUUGGUUUUACCGGGCAGUUGAGGGUGCGCGAGUUUCUUUAAAGUCUUCAGGUAUAAGAAUGCAAAUAUGUAGAGUUGCUCCAUUCAGGCACCAAAUGGUAAGAAACAGAAAAGCAAAUAUCAUUACAAUCUUAUAUUAAGUGGGUGUUUGUUUCCCGCUUUUAAGCCGGACUUCUGGUUUAUAAGUUAGAAGCACUUAUUUCGUACCGUUUGUGUAAAAAGUCAAUAUGCACUUAUAAAAAGCUAGGAAUGCUAGCUUUUGUUUCA